Messenger RNA from Penicillium brasilianum, 1555 nucleotides. Lineage: Eukaryota; Fungi; Ascomycota; Eurotiomycetes; Eurotiales; Aspergillaceae. The record is from the annotation of a GenBank genome assembly.
GUCAAACUCCACCAUGACCCCAGCUUCUUGGGGACUUUUGGGGAAAGCCUGAAGGAUGACGCCAAUCUACGCGCGGACAUCUCUACCAUCUCGGGAAUAGCCUCGUCAGGAACAAUAUGAGCCAGGAGAUUUUCCGUCUGUGUCGUGAUGGCAUUGCCCCAAGUCAUUGGUGAGGAGCAAUGGCUCUGCUGGUGUAUAAAAGGACCAUACCUUUUCGUCAUGGGGACCCAUUCUCUGGCUAGCGGAUCCCACCCAUAGCAGGAAGCUGGCCCGCCAUGCUUCCCUUGUACAUUGCAGCUCUCUUCGCGCUCCUGUGGCACGCAGCCAGCGUUCACAGUGUAGCCGUUAAUCACGUCUCUCGCCAGCGAUGCCAGGCUUCGAGCACUCACUGUCCCAGGGGCACUAUCAAGGUCUCGGCCUCGGACAAGCAGGCAGACUUUACCACUAUCCAGGCUGCCAUUGAGUCCCUUCCCAAUGACGAUUCCUCUCAGACCAUCCUCAUCCUUGCUGGUACCUACAAGGAGCAAGUGAACGUCACCCGUGCGGGCCCAGUCACUCUGCUCGGUCAGACAAAUGCUUCUACCGAUGCUACCAAGAACCAGGUGACCAUCACCUGGGCGGCCGCCAACAAGGACAGCACCGGCCAGAGCGUGGACAACGUCUACUCCAGUGUCCUGGUAGUUUCACCCACUCUCGACGCCAGCCUGACAGGCUCUGGCACGACGGGCUAUGCUGUACCCGCCGAUACGCCCUUUGGCAACAAGAACUUCCGUGCAUACAACAUCGACUUCACCAAUACCUGGGCUGAGUAUAGCGACGGGCCCGCCCACGCGUUAAGCUUCAGCCGCGCCAACGGCGGCUUCUACUACUGCGGUUUCUAUUCCUACCAGGACACGGUCUACGUCGGCAAACUCGGCAAUGCAUACUUCUACAGGUCCAUCCUCGCCGGCCAAACCGACUUCCUCUACGGCUUCGGCACAGCCUGGAUCCAAUCCUCGGACGUGCUCCUCCGUGGCUGCGGCGGCGGCAUCACCGCCUGGAAAGGCACAAAUACAACCUUCACCAACAAAUACGGCGUCUACAUCGUAGACAGCAACGUCCGCGCCGCAAACGCCUCCGUCGCACCCAGUAUCGUGGGCGCCUGCGCGCUCGGCCGCCCCUGGAACUCCCAGCACCGGUCCAUAUUUGCUCGCUCGUACGAAGAUGCUAGUAUCGAGGCUAGUGGGUACAUUGACUGGGUUGUGUCCGGGGUGGCGCGGUAUGAGAAGAAUGUGACAUUGAUGGCAGAGUACGAUAUCCGUGGACCUGGAUUCAAUGCAACGGGCAGGGCGGAUGGGAACGUUACUACUGUGUUGAACAAGAAAGGGUUUGAGCCGUAUAGUGAGCCGCGCAAGGUCUUCCAGAAUCAGGAGGGUGUGUUUGGGGAUGUUGCCUGGAUUGAUUGGGAGACUGUCGGUGCGAAAUAGAGAUUGAAUAUUGCAAAGCUAUCGGGGAUUUGAGGCUCCAAAUUACCUAGGAAAAAAAAGAGAUUUUCUACGCUUGGUGCUGAUAUCCU